AUGGCGGGAUCUGUCGGCAAGGGCAGGGCGGCGCUGCGGGCGUCCCCGAAGCGGUACAGCGGCACGGACCCGCCGUUGUCUCUGGCGGGGCCGACGUUGGCGGAUCUGCAGAGGACGGCCGAGCUGGAGAAGUUCUUGGUUGAAGCAGGCCUCUAUGAGGGGAAAGAGGAGUCUGCGAAGCGGGAAGAUGUGCUAUCCGAGAUUGGUCAGAUAGUCAAGGAAUGGGUGAAGCAGUUGACUAGUAAGAAAGGAUAUGCUGAUCAAUUGGUUGAACAAGCAAAUGCAGUCCUUUUUACUUUUGGGUCUUACAGAUUGGGGGUUCAUGGACCUGAAGCUGAUAUUGAUACCCUUUGUGUUGGACCUUCAUAUGUGAACCGAGAGGAGGAUUUCUUUGUCACACUGCAUGGCAUAUUAGCAGAGAAGGAAGAAGUUACUGAGUUGCAACCUGUACCUGAUGCUCAUGUACCUGUAUUGAAAUUUAAGUUCCGUGGCAUAUCAAUUGACCUUCUGUAUGCUAGCCUCUCUCUUUUCAGUGAUACCAGCGGAUCUGUUCUUUGUGAUGUUGAUGAAGCAACUGUUCGAAGUCUUAAUGGAUGCAGAGUGGCGGAUCAGAUUCUUCGGCUUGUUCCAAAUGUUGAGAAUUUCCGAACAACACUCAGAUGCUUGAAGUACUGGGCAAAGAGAAGGGGUGUUUAUUCUAAUAUUACUGGUUUCCUUGGGGGUGUCAACUGGGCUCUGCUGGUUGCCCAUGUCUGCCAACUCUAUCCUAAUGCUGUGCCAAGUAUGCUGGUUUCUAGGUUCUUCAGAGUUUUUACCCAGUGGCAAUGGCCAAAUCCAGUGAUGCUAUGUGCAAUUGAGAAUAAUGAUCUUGGUUUUUCUAUAUGGGAUCCACGCAAAAAUCCGCGUGAUAGAAACCAUCUCAUGCCCAUCAUCACUCCAGCCUACCCAUGCAUGAACUCUAGUUACAAUGUUUCAAGCAGCACACUGAGGGUUAUAAUGGAGCAAUUUCAAUUUGGCAACAAAAUUUGUCAGAUUGAUCGGGAUACUAAAGGAAUUUUGCAGUGCCAUCCGUACCCAUGUGAGUAUUCAGAUCCCACAAUAGAGUGUGCACAUUGUGCCUUCUACAUGGGCUUAUCAAGGAAAGAGGGGUCGAAAAAACAUGGUCAACAGUUUGAUAUCCGUGGGACAGUAGAUGAAUUUAUGCGUGAAAUUGGCAUGUAUUCAUUGUGGAAGCCUGGGAUGGAUCUGGCUGUCACCCAUGUCCAUAGGGAGCAGGUCCCAUCUUAUGUAUUUGAGCAAGGAUACAAGAAACCCUGCCCUACAAUGCAUGCAAACCAACAAGAGCAGUCUGAUGGAGAUGUCACAUUGAGCCCAUAUCUGGACAGUCAGCUUAAGAGAAAGUACGAUUCCGAUGGAGAUGGCCAUGUGGAACUUUGCAAAUCUGUAAAAAGGGCUGCAGUAAGCCCACCUGGUGUGGGAACCCCACCUCAUGGAAAUAGUGUCAGUAACAUCGUUUGUGACAGCCCAGUCAAAUUCGUUUCAAGUGUCGUUUGCAGCGGAUCUCUGACUUCUCCAUCACAUGAUGAUAUAAACUUAGAACAAGCACAAUUAACUACUUCACCAUAUGGAUCUGAGGAUACCUCAGCAUCAGGCACAAGCUUUGCAGCAGUGGGAGUAGUUGUUUUGGCUGAUGAAUCCAGCAAGCUCGGUAACUUGACAUCAGAUCUUGAAGUUAAUACAAUUCAGACAAUGCCACUGCACACAUAUUUAGAAUGCGUCGCUCAGAAGGAUGAAACAAAGCUCGAGGAAAUCAGAAGCUUGGCAAGCAGCAAUUGUGCAGAGUUUGUAGAGAGCUCAGUUCUUGCCGAGAAGGUACACUUAGACUUAGGUGGGGAUGAAGUGAAUUGA
Molecule: messenger RNA, 1908 nt
Organism: Miscanthus lutarioriparius
Lineage: Eukaryota; Viridiplantae; Streptophyta; Magnoliopsida; Poales; Poaceae
Source: the annotation of a GenBank genome assembly